Molecule: messenger RNA, 4661 nt
Organism: Tachysurus vachellii
Lineage: Eukaryota; Metazoa; Chordata; Actinopteri; Siluriformes; Bagridae
Gene: dpysl2b
Product: dihydropyrimidinase like 2b
Exons: 14
Coding region: 214-1935 (573 amino acids)
Cellular component (GO): cytosol; cytoplasm
Molecular function (GO): hydrolase activity, acting on carbon-nitrogen (but not peptide) bonds, in cyclic amides
Source: RefSeq, a predicted model, not a curated record
GCGCUGUGCUCAUUCUGUCUUUCUUGGCGCAUCAGCGGAGAAAAGGAGAGCAGAUAUUUCUUUCUCUGCCUUUGAUUUCUCUUUUAAGCUUCGGCUCGAUCGUCUCUGACACCCGACCGCACAACAGGGCCUGUUUUCCUCUUCUUGAAAAAGCGUUCGUGCGUUUUUUUGACAUUUUUUCAGCCAUAACGGUUCAUCCAGAAGAGGGUGAAGAUGUCCGGAUACCAGGGCAAGAAGAACAUCCCUCGCAUCACCAGUGAGCGCUUGUUAAUUAAAGGAGCGAAGAUCGUGAACGAUGACCAGUCAUUUUUCGCGGAUAUCUACAUGGAGGAUGGACUCAUCAAGCAGAUCGGUGAGAACCUGAUCGUCCCCGGCGGGGUGAAGACCAUCGAUGCUCAUAACCGCAUGGUGAUGCCGGGAGGUAUCGAUGUCCACACUCGCUUCCAGAUGCCCGACCGAGGCAUGACGGCAGCCGACGACUUUAAUCAGGGCACCAGGGCGGCAGUGGCAGGAGGAACCACCAUGAUCAUCGACCACGUGGUUCCUGAGCCCGGGACCAGCCUGAUCGCGGCGUUCAAUCAGUGGCGUCAGUGGGCCGACAGUAAGUCGUGCUGUGAUUACUCGCUCCAUGUCGACAUCAUCGAGUGGCACAAAGGCAUCGCAGAGGAAAUGGAGAUGCUCGUCAAGGAACACGGUGUUAACUCUUUCCUGGUCUACCUGGCCUACAAGGACUUCUUCCAGCUGACCGACUCUCAGAUCUACGAGGUGUUCAGCGUGAUCCGGGACCUCGGAGCCAUCGCACAGGUCCACGCUGAGAACGGAGACAUCAUCGCAGAGGAGCAGCGUCGAAUCCUGGACUUGGGGAUCACCGGACCAGAGGGACACGUUCUGAGCCGUCCAGAGGAGGUGGAGGCCGAGGCAGUGAACCGCUCCAUCACAGUGGCCAAUCAGACCAACUGUCCUCUUUACAUCACCAAAGUGAUGAGCAAGAGCGCAGCUGAUGUCAUCGCCCAGGCCAGGAAGAAAGGUACCGUGGUGUACGGGGAGCCAAUCACGGCCAGUCUUGGCACAGACGGCUCGCACUAUUGGAGCAAAAACUGGGCCAAAGCUGCAGCAUACGUGACCUCGCCACCUCUGAGUCCGGAUCCCACUACGCCCGACUAUCUCAACUCCCUGCUGUCAUGCGGUGACCUCCAAGUGACAGGCAGCGCCCACUGUACCUUCAACACGGCACAGAGAGCUGUGGGCAAAGACAACUUCACCCUCAUUCCUGAGGGAACCAACGGCACAGAGGAGAGGAUGUCCAUCAUCUGGGACAAGUGUGUGGUCUCCGGGAAGAUGGAUGAGAACCAGUUUGUGGCGGUGACCAGCACGAAUGCGGCGAAGAUCUUCAACCUGUACCCGCGUAAGGGCCGCAUCGCUGUGGGAUCAGACGCUGACCUGGUUCUCUGGGACCCUGACCUCACCAAGAUCAUCUCGGCCAAGGAACACAAUCUGGCGGUGGAGUACAACAUCUUCGAGGGCAUGGAGGUCCGUGGAGCUCCUCUGGUGGUCAUUAGCCAGGGGAGGAUCGUAGCAGAUGAGGGAACCCUGCACACCACCGAGGGCUCGGGGCGCUACGUGGCCCGCAAACCGUUUCCCGACUACGUCUACAAGAGGAUAAAAGCUCGCAGCAGGCUUGCCGAGUUGAGGGGCGUUCCACGUGGCCUGUACGAUGGGCCAGUGUGUGAGGUCACCGUCACCCCCAAGGCUAUGACUCCUGCUUCUUCAACCAAAACGUCUCCGUCCAAGCAGCCGGGACAGCCGGUCAGGAACCUGCACCAGUCUGGAUUCAGCCUCUCCGGUGCUCAGGUUGACGAUAACGUUCCACGUCGCAGCACUCAGCGCAUUGUGGCGCCCCCUGGUGGCAGGGCUAACAUCACCAGCUUGGGUUAGAGUUCUCGGCUUCCCGCAGGAGAUAUCAGGGGGUUGGAGAGCGUUUACAAGUGGAGGCGUUCCCAAUACCAACGCUAGGUCCAGAGUUGAGACUCUCCACUCCUGAAACCCACUAACCCUCCUUUAAUCUCAUAAUCCCCUACUUUUACCCCUGAUUCCCCUUUCUACCCCAAGCCCUAAACCCUUAUCUGUAAACCUUAAACCCUAAACCCUCUCCUUGAGGAAAAAUUUAGCUAAAAACAAGUAUUUGCCUCAUGUGAAGAUAAAAGGAAAAGAUUUAACACUCCAUAUUUGAGCACCUUGAUUGUAUGAUUUAGCAUUUUUUAUACUGUAUUUUUACCUAUCGUGUGUCAUUUGAUAUAUUUUUUUCCUUUAUUUAACACCUUUUUUUUAUUGGAGGGGUCCAGAUUAUAGGCUAAGCAGUUAUUGUUUACCAUUAUAACUUUAUUUAACAAGGUGAGUGACAUAUAGAGUCCUAGCUUGGAGCACAUCCAGUGGCAUAAAGUUGUUUCUUUGUCAUUGUUGGGGAUUUAAUCUCAUUUACUGUAAGCACACUAACCUAAAGGAUCCGUUGCAUAAUCGGGAAAAUGAAGUUCGACUAAGAUCCCAAAUGUAUUUCGGUAGUUUUUACUUAUAGUGACUAAAAACCGAUCGGUUUAAAACAUUAGGGAAUCAAACGAAUCAAACGAAUCAAACUAUAAGUGAGUCCUUUCCAUUUGGUCACAUGAUCUGAAGAAAUCGAAUCCAUACAAGGAAGUGGCUUUAAUGCUUCAGCGUUCAUCGUGUGAUCGAUAGCUGAUUAAAUCGGCGCAAGGCGCGAGGACGUUUUCGGCUUGUCGCGAUUAAUCAGGUUCCAGAAGACGCGAAUCAGGAAGAAGCGAAUCAGGAAGACGUGAGUCAGGAGGACACGAAUCAGGAAGGAGCGAAUCGGGAUGACGCAGAUGAAAAAUUAGGAAAUAACAGACAAAUGUCCUAUUUUUUAGUUUGCUUUGUUCUAGAAUUGUAACUUCUCCCGUUCCUGUAGAGAGAUUUGAGAUUAUUCGAUUAUCGUGGUUCGUUUUUUUCAAUGAAUAUUUCGCAGGUUCAGAUUUUUUUAACCGUAUUUAAAUUCCGCCAUUACUUUCUUCGAUAACAUCGACACAGCAUUUUUUUUAUGCAGCCGGAAAUGAAAAUGUAAUAUCUUCUGAUUUCAGCUAACACUUUACGCCUGUGCCUAAAGUAACAGAAGUUUUCUGAUCAUUUUAAACCUUUUUUUUUUCCUUUUCAAAAAAAAAAAAAAACAAAUAAAAAAAAAAAAAACAAGGCUAUAGACGUUGAAUAGCUGAAGUAAACCGAUGCAAAGGUGCCAGAUUAUAAUUUUUUUCUCAGGCCUUUUCUACAAGGGUCUCGUGUGUCGCAGUGCCAUCACAGGGGUUUCAGUGUCAGUGUUAGUGAUGUAGUGCAAAACGGAUCAUCUACAAUAAGGGACUUUCGCCACAUCGACUGAAAAAAUAAGAAAGAAAGAAAGAAAGAAAGAAAGAAAGAAAGAAAGAAAAUUUGAUGAAGGGGUUGAGCCAUUUUUUUUAUGGACUUAAUUUAAAUAUGGACCAUGUACAACAUCACAUAGUUGUAGUGUUGUGAAAAAAGUGUUGCGCUUGAUCUUUGUAUAAAUCAUUGGAUCCUGAGAAGUUCGACUUUUUUUUUUUUUUUUUUUUUUUUUUUUUAAAUGUGUCGUGUUUUUCUCUCAUCUGUAAAAUUCUUGGCUCCUCUGUCACUCACCUUUUCUCCCCUUGACUACACACACACACACACUCACAAACACACACACACACACACACACUAACAUAGAGGCAGAGAUCUUUCUGGGGUUUUUUUCACACCUCCUUCCCAGUCGUACUCUCUUGGCUGCCGGUUCCUCGAGCCGUUUUAACUCUAUAAGGAAUUCUGAAUAAGAUCACGAGAGCCGUGGUGCUGAAGGUCCUGCAUGAAGUAAACGAGGGGAUUUCCGAAUGGAAGUUAGAGCGGGAUUAGUACGUUAGCACGUUAGCAGCAUCUUUUUAAAACCUCUUACGGAAUUGUGUGCUGAAAAAAUGUUGGGGAAAAAAAAUGGUACGAUCCAAACAACAUAUUUUCAGCAUGAGGUUUUUUCAUUGAGACUUUACUGGAAUCUCGCCAACACUUUUUUCAUUUUAUCGGUCCUCAUAUUUCAUUGAACUAAAUAACGAUGUCUGUUUUCCUCUGUGACUUCCCUCCUUCCUGCGUUCAUGUGUUAUCCGGCCGUUACUAUGACUACAGCUCAGUGUUUGUCAUGGCAACACACUCUGAAACGUCGGAAGUUGCCUGUAGCAACGCUUCCAGACACGGUGCUAUAAGAACAACAUUGACUCAUUCGGACCGUCGUCUUUUUUCUUUUCUUUUUUUUUUUUUUUUUUUAAGCUGUUCCAUGCUGUAAGAUAAAACACAUGUUUGUUUCUUUCUCUGUUCAACUGGAAAUGGUUCAACAUGUGCGUAAUGCUUUCUCAUCUUCGGUGACAUGAUGUUCUCCUCUCGUCUGGGGGUGGCAUGUUCUGUGUGGUGCCGAGACACAGCUGGAGAGAUCUAUACGACGACACACUCCCCAAAAAAAAAAAAAAAAAGGAGAAAAGAGUAAAGUAUGAACCCACAGAGCCGCUGGUGUAUGCAUGCAUGUGCAUUAAGCUGAUGUAAAAACAAAAAAAAACAUGCCUUAAGCUUCGGGCUUUGCCUCC